Striga hermonthica is the source of this 864-nucleotide messenger RNA. The record is from the annotation of a GenBank genome assembly. Lineage: Eukaryota; Viridiplantae; Streptophyta; Magnoliopsida; Lamiales; Orobanchaceae.
AUGGAUGCCUUGAUCACCUCGUACGGCGACACGUCAUCCGACUCCGACACCGAGUCGGAUCCUCCUCGGCCGAGCCGCGAACCUGAACCGACCCAUUCACCCACCCUUCUACCUCCACCUCCAAUCUCUCUUCUCCAUGCUCCGAACACAUCAGGCAGUUCUGAUUUCUCACUACAAAUAAAAAAUGCCAAUCGAAUCCGUAGCUUCCCUCAUGUAGAGGGCAAUUUUGCUUUGCAUGUUUACAUCCCUGUCACUGUUCCAUUGGCACAAAGAAAGGAGCUGGCCCUGUUUGUGAAAAAGGUGGCAUCUUUAGCACGGGAGCUUCAUGCUGUCGAUGUAGAUAUCCCCUUGAGUAAAAUACUUAAAGAAGAGCAUAAGUUUGAGCAAGUUGUGUUUGGGAGCGAGUUUCAUGUGAGUUUGGGAAGGACUGUCCCGAUUCGGGUUCAUCAACGUGACUCGGUGGUGGCUAUGCUCCGGCAGCGGCUGCAGGGUCAUAGGAGAUAUUGGAUUGAUUUUAACAAGUGGGAGGUUUUCGUCAAUGAUGAUCGUACGCGUACGUUUCUCUCGGUAGAAGUUACCUCUGGAGGCUUAGCUGAGAUAAAGAAGCAAAUUGAAACUGUGAAUGAGGUUUACAGGCUUCAUAGUCUUCCAGAAUUUUACAAAGAUCCACGCCCACACAUAUCUAUAGCUUGGGCAGUUGGUGAUAUAAGUGAUUCUUUGAAGAAGGUGGUUGGAGAGGAAAUGAAGAGACACAUUGCUAUCGGAGGUUUAUCGCAAAAGCGCAUUUUUACCUGCUUGUUUGGUGGUAUUUCAUGUAAAAUAGGUAGCAAGUCCUAUGAUAUAUGCAAGGUUCAAGAAGAAUAA